CGAUGCUGCAGCUCCGGCCCCGGGACACCUGAACCCAUGAGAGAGACAUGCUCGCAUUCGUCCUGGUCUCUGGUUCACUCUGGAUUAUAUUAGAAUUGAGUUCCACUCUAAUGGAGAAGAUGCAGGCCCAGGAAAUGAUGAGUGGCCUGAGGAUACCAGAGAUGGACGAGCUCGGCCAGUUCUUCCGCUCGCUGCCGACCUCCACCUUGGUGGGCAUUGGGGCCUUGACAGCUGUGUUGGCGUACUGGUUUGCCACCAGGCCUCGACCCAUCAAGCCUCCCUGUAGUCUCCUUCACCAGUCUGAGGAAGUACCGUAUGAAGGUGGAGGUCGAAGAUCCAUGAUGGGAGACCCGUCUAGGUUGCUGACUCAUUACCAUGACGAUGCCAGGACCAUGUAUGAGGUCUUCCAGAGGGGUCUUCAUAUAUCUGGUGACGGACCCUGCCUGGGCUCUCGACUCCCAAACCAGCCCUACAAAUGGUUGUCCUAUAAAGAGGUUAGUGCCCGGGCAGAGCAUCUGGGAUCGGGCCUUCUGCACCAGGGCUGCCAACCCAACCCCAGCCAGUUCAUUGGAGUGUUUGCACAGAACAGGCCUGAGUGGAUCAUCUCAGAGUUGGCUUGUUACACCUACUCCAUGGUGGUGGUUCCGCUUUAUGACACGCUUGGUGCAGACGCUAUACGGUUUAUCAUUAACACUGCUGACAUCUGCACCGUAAUCUGCGACAAAGUGGAAAAAGCUCAGGUUCUUUUGGAAAAUGUGGAGCGGAAGGAGACACCAAAGCUGCAGAGAAUCAUUCUGAUGGAUGCCUUUGGCUCGGAGCUCGAGGAACGUGGCAAGGGUUGUGGUGUCCAUGUGCAGGCACUUCUGGAAGUUGAGGCUCUGGGCAGAGAGCACUACAGAAAACCUACCCCACCAGCGCCUGACGACCUGUCUAUUGUGUGUUUCACCAGUGGGACGACAGGAAACCCCAAAGGGGUCAUGCUCACUCAUGGAAACGUAGUGGCAGAUUUUGCAGGAUUCCUUAAAGUCACAGAUAAAGUAAUUUUUCCAAAUCAGGAUGAUUGCCUCAUCUCCUUCCUGCCGCUGGCCCACAUGUUUGAGAGACUAAUUGAGAAUGUGGUCUACUGUCACGGAGGGCGGAUCGGGUUUUAUCAGGGCGACAUCCGGCUCCUGCCGGACGACAUGAAGGCCCUGCGGCCGACCAUUUUCCCCGUGGUGCCUCGGCUGCUCAACCGCAUGUAUGACAAGAUUUUUAGCCAGGCAAACACCCCUUUGAAACGCUGGUUGCUCAACUUCGCUGCCAAGAGAAAAGGGGCCGAGGUCAGCAGAGGGAUCAUUCGCAGUGACAGCAUCUGGGACAAGAUCUUCUUCAGUAAAAUUCAGGCCAGCCUGGGAGGAAGGCUGAGGAUGAUUAUAACAGGAGCAGCUCCUACCUCACCCAGCGUCCUGAGUUUUCUCAGAGCAGCUCUUGGUUGCCAGGUAUAUGAAGCGUACGGACAAACAGAGUGCACGGCUGGAUGUACCUACACCACACCUGGAGACUGGACCUCAGGACAUGUUGGGGCUCCACUGCCGUGUAACCUCAUUAAACUGGUGGAUGUUCCUGAGAAGAACUACUUUGCAUCUAAGGGUGAGGGAGAGGUCUGUGUGAAGGGACCAAAUGUGUUUAAAGGCUACCUCAAAGACCCAGAGAGAACUGCCGAGACGUUGGACACAGACGGUUGGCUACACACCGGAGAUAUCGGCAAAUGGUUACCUAAUGGUACGCUGAAGAUCAUUGACAGGAAAAAGCACAUCUUUAAGCUGGCGCAGGGCGAGUACAUCUCCCCUGAGAAGAUUGAAAACAUCUAUAUCAGGAGUGAACCGGUGGCACAGCUCUAUGUUCAUGGAGAUAGUCUGCAGUCCUGUUUGGUGGGAAUUGUGGUCCCUGAUCCUGAAGUGAUGCCUGAGUGGGCCAAGAAGAAAGGCAUCCUGGGAACCUACAAGGACCUCUGUAAAAACACGGAACUAAAGAAGGCCAUCCUUGAAGAUCUGGUGCGUCUGGGUAAAGUCAAUGGCCUCCUGUCUUUUGAGCAGGUAAAGAAUAUCUACAUCCACAAUGAGAUGUUUUCCAUCGAGAACGGGCUCCUGACGCCGACGCUGAAGGCCAAACGACCUGAGCUGAAGGAGUUCUUCAAGAAGAGGAUCGACGAUCUCUACAGCAGCAUCUCCAUGUGAAGGCCGCCAUGAGCAUCCUGACGCUAAAGAUCUGCUUAGACCUGCAGAGGGACAAUUCUACAUCCCAGAACCAUGCUUUGGGAAAGUAAACUAAAACUGUCCUAAAUGUGGAGGAUUUAAACUGGCUGUUCAGAACAACUUAAACUAGGAAUAAAAAAAAAAAAACCUGACACUUCACAUCGUCAUAUUUAUUUCUUCAUAUUUUUUGUUUUUUUUGCAUUUGCUGCAUAAAUAUACAGAGCUAUAUGCUUGAGAAAAUAAGUUUUCUUUGUGUCAUUAAUUUGCCACAUAUAACAAUUCAAAACACAAGAAACAAAUCAGUGUUAAACACUGAACUGUCCAGCAGAUGAAAGCAUAGAACUGCAUGUACCGCAUAUGCAAAGCAGUGCUUUCUUUUAUUUUAUUUUUUUUUUGUUUCGUUUUUAUCAGAAUGAAACAGUAAAUUCCUAAGAAAUACAUAUGACCAUGUGCAUCGUGUUCCAUUAUGUCUUUUUUUUAUAUUGGUUUUAAAUUAGGCAUUUUAAAUCUUACCAACACUGCUACCUGCUAUUUAUCUAAACAAAUCAGCUCAGAUCCUCGUAGCAGGGGGAAAAAAACCCAGCACUGAGCAGAACGUCCCUCCCCUUUUUCUCUCCCUCUCUUCCCCUCGCCAUCAGUUUAAACAGCUACACAACCAACAAAGUGUCUGAUCACGAGUUUGAUGUAAUUGUGUGUAGAGUAGCUACAAGUGGAAAGAAAAACCUGCAAUUCAAUCAGAGGCUCUCCUACAGCGCGGACCGAACAAUGUGAACCUGGAGCUUCUGCAAAAAUCCUUCAAAUCACUCCCCUGUUUUGUGGAUGGGGGGGCAUUUCCUCCACUUAAACUCUGUUUUUAACCCAUUCAUUGUAGGAAGGGUCAUCAUGAGGGGACUGUGGCCAGACAUUCAACAUGCAUGCACUUUUUUCACUGUAAAGAUCUGGCCCAGAUUAAGCUGUCAUCUCAGCUGGUGCAAUCACUGCUUGAUUUUUCCAUUCAUUUCUGCAAAAAGAAGAGGUCUGGUAAUGAGCAACAACAACAAAAAAAGACUGAAUAAAAUGAAUGCAAAACCAGGGAUUAGGGCAAAGCAUGCAGUUUGCCAUGCAAUACUGAAACCCUCUGACUUUCAAUGAAAACGGUUUAAACAUGUUAAACCAUUUCAGGUUACUGGGUUAUAUACCCCUGAUCAAGUAAAUGGAAGUUAAUAGAACAAACAACUCUUUUAAAACAUAGGGUACAUCUGUUUUGUUUGAAGGGUUUACAUAUAGUAGUAAUGCAAAUGCUUUUAAAGUUGAUUACCGUCCCAAAGCAUAAACAAUGUGGAUGUAAAUAAACGAGGACAGGUUAGAUGUAAGCAUAUUUAUUAAAAUCAGCCGUAUGAUUGAUUUUGUUUUUCUUUUUUGUUCCUCUCUCUCUUUUUUUGCGUGUUGUAGGAAGAAUUGUCCCUUAUUUAUUUAUGUAUUCUGAUGUACAAUGGAAUCAGCACCAUAUCCUUGUAAUGAUUGAUCGAUGCAAAAGGGAUGAGGGAGGUCGGGGGAACGGGUGCAGGGCAGUGAAAUAAAAGAUAUUCUGGAAUGGUUUUAAA
This is a messenger RNA of Cyprinodon tularosa, 3817 nucleotides long. RefSeq names its product acyl-CoA synthetase long chain family member 6 (gene acsl6). Gene Ontology annotation, biological process: very long-chain fatty acid metabolic process; long-chain fatty acid metabolic process; long-chain fatty-acyl-CoA biosynthetic process. NCBI's taxonomy places the organism in Eukaryota, Metazoa, Chordata, Actinopteri, Cyprinodontiformes, Cyprinodontidae. The transcript has 21 exons. The record is from RefSeq and is a predicted model, not a curated record. Gene Ontology annotation, cellular component: endoplasmic reticulum; membrane. Gene Ontology annotation, molecular function: arachidonate-CoA ligase activity. Bases 48 to 2216 code for a protein of 722 amino acids.